Papaver somniferum (opium poppy) is the source of this 1158-nucleotide messenger RNA. RefSeq lists its product as uncharacterized. The record is from RefSeq and is a predicted model, not a curated record. Gene Ontology annotation, molecular function: zinc ion binding. The transcript is spliced from 5 exons. The coding region runs from base 1 to 1158 and encodes 385 amino acids. Lineage: Eukaryota; Viridiplantae; Streptophyta; Magnoliopsida; Ranunculales; Papaveraceae.
AUGAUAAAUGAAAACAUUCCUGAAAUUGAACUUGGGGAAAUAAGUUCUGGUAUGGCUUUUGGAUCCAUAGAAUCUUAUAGAGAUCAUUUAAGGGAAUAUUCAGUGUUGAAACAUAAGGAUUUUAAAGUGAAGAAUGGAGAUAGGACUAUACAUUAUGCAUACUAUGUGAACAAGGGUUCCCAAGGAUGUGAAUGGAAAGUGAAUGCAAGACUGAGUCCAAAGGAAGGCACAAUAAAAGUAAGAGAGUGUAACAUGAAACACACCUGUAAAAAUCUGAAUGCAAACCACAUCAAAAAAUGCAAUGCCAAAUUUGUAGAUAAGUAUUUUUUAAAGACUAUGGACGUGGGUUCACCAGUGGACAAGGAAGAGCAUAUAGCCAAGAAUAUCAUUAGUCCCAAGUUGCAAACUGACAUACCAUAUUGGGUUUCCAAUGAUGCAAAAAUAAAUGGUUUUAUGAAUGGUUGUAGGAAGGUAACUGGCUUAGAUGGAUCUCACAUAAAUGGUAAGCUAGGUGGUGCAAUGCUUGCAGCCACUGGUAUAGAUGGUCAGAAUGGGGUAUAUCCAAUUUUUGUGAUGUUUAGUACAAGUAAAAAUGAAGAAAACUGGUUCCCGAUGUUGAAAGAAUUGAGGAAAAGGAUUCGAGAUAUGGAAGAACUUACCUUUAUUUCUGACAGAAUGAAGGGCAUACUUGAAUCAGUUAAAAGGCAUCUUUACUUGAAUUUCAUGACCAAGGGAUUCAGAAAUCCAAGACUAACAUACCUUUUUUGGCAGGCUGCCAAGGCAUACAAGUAUAAACACUGGGAGAUCAGAGACAAGCCUCUCACUCAGAUGGUUGAUAUGUACACACACUUGGUGAUGGUGCUGUUUUCAAAAAUAAGAAAGCUUGCUUCAACUCGGCAAUUUGGUGAUAUUGUUCCUGCUGGAAAGGAUCUCAUUGAGGUGAUGUCCAAUCUUAGAGGUAACUAUGAAUGUGAUCCUUCUGAAGAGCUGAAACUGUAUGAGGUGACCAACAAAGCUACUGGCAAAGUUUUUGUGGUAAAAGUAGAACAACAAACUUGUACAUGUAGACAGUGGCAGUUGAGGCAGCUCCCUUGCCUACAUGCUGUAAAAGCCUUGUUCCCUUUGAAUCCUGAUUGGGCCCAGUACUGCAGUAAAUAA